This is a messenger RNA of Adelges cooleyi (spruce gall adelgid), 1736 nucleotides long. RefSeq lists its product as uncharacterized. Bases 127 to 1554 code for a protein of 475 amino acids. The record is from RefSeq and is a predicted model, not a curated record. NCBI's taxonomy places the organism in Eukaryota, Metazoa, Arthropoda, Insecta, Hemiptera, Adelgidae. The transcript has 3 exons.
UUUUUAAUAGUGUAAGUAGUGUAAUACACUUUGACAUAACACAGAAAUACAACAUAGUGCCUGUAUCUGACUUACACUUCUCUACUUGGUUCUUAGUGUUAUACUUCAUACUAGGUAAACGAAAAAAUGAUUUUUAAAAUCACAUUUUUGUUGGCUUGUCUUAACAUUUUAGUAACAGCGCCAAAUACUCCAGGAGAGAGUUCUGAUGCCAAUGAAAAUCAACAGGAAAACACAGUCGAAUUGGAAGAGUUGUACGACGUGGAAGUUGUAUGGUCCUUAAAUUCUAUGCCGACGUUGGACGAGACAGAAGUUCACUUUAGCAGAAGUGACAUUAACCUUCUUACGGAAGACUGCGACCUCGACUUAAACUGUUUGGACCGGAAAAGAGCGUCCGUUAAGAAGUACCAGCAAAAAAUGCAAGCGAUCCAGUGUGUACACGGAUUGUUGGCUUUGAGAGUUUUGGACGAACUGCAAGCAAUCUUCGAAAGACCAUCAUCAUCGGACAUUGGGGCACAAGAAGACGAUCUUCGAAAUGCCAUUUUGAGACAUUUAAAUUAUCUGAAGAAAAUGCUGUGCCUGAUAAACAUGGCGCAAUUGGACGCUUACGCUUGGCAAAUUGAAAUAUUUACCUUUGUGGAGGGUCUUGCGGAUGGUGGCGAGACUAGCUUUAGUUUAUACGAAACAUAUUUCACACACAACAAAGAACGCAUGCGAGAAAAGCCUUUAUCGUUUGUCGGUCAAUGUGUCCAAGACAGAUAUUUACCGUCAACGACAGCAGUCAACAGUCUGGUCAAAGAUGUUUACUCGACGAUUGGGUCGUUGUACAACGGCUGCGCGUUAGACAGACAAGAAGACCGCUAUACACUGGAGAAUCUCAUGUUGUAUCAGCUGUAUCCAAAGCAAGAUUUCAUUUUCGAAUGGCCCAUGUAUCGCCACCGAACUGAUAUGGAAAACUUCCAACAACAGUGGGGCGAAUACAGCAUGUGGAAUGAUCCGCAAAAUUGGCGUCUCGUGAGGGCAUUGGAUCCGAUCGGCAGUAACAAGUACAAUGUGCUAAUUUCGAAAUGCAUCCAAAUAAGGGUCAUGUACUUUGUAUGGUUGCACUUGCAUGUAUACGGCGCCUUGAAAAGCCGACCUACUGGUGUAAACAAAGAAAUGCUCCAAAUGUGGAACGGGCUAGUCGCAAAUCUGAAAAAGAUCUUGCGGUUGCUUAGGUUCAAGGGAAACGUGUACUGGUCCGCAAUACACAUUAUGAUGGACGACUUGAAUAACAUUAGCCAAGGAAAACUCGCCGCACAGGAGGAGUAUACGAGAAAAUAUUUUUGUCAAGCUGUAGAAGAUCUAGGACUCGAUGAUGCAUCCGGCGUUAAUCAACAGUUAAUAGACUUAAAAGUUCCAGAAGAGCACGAUGACGUGUACGAAGAGAUCGAUGCCAAUUCUUACGCGCUAAUGAUUUUCAUUAUGAAAUUAAAAUAUUCAUUAUCACCAAUCAACGGCUCGUUUGUUCGUUUCAUAGUGUCUGCCGAAGGAAAUGAAGCCUUUUGUGUGCAUUAAAAGACGAUUUAGAAAUUGAAAAAUAAUAAAUAAUAAUAAUAAUAAUAAUACUGUAAUACAGUUUUCUAAUGAACAAUAAUAUUCUUCUUUUCUGUUUACAUGUAGUUAUCAUAAUCAUUUGUAUGCUGCACUAUUUUUUUCUUUAAUAUAAGCACUUAAUAAAUAACAAUAAUAAUUUUAUU